This is a messenger RNA of Rotaria sordida, 1986 nucleotides long. The record is from the annotation of a GenBank genome assembly. Lineage: Eukaryota; Metazoa; Rotifera; Eurotatoria; Philodinida; Philodinidae.
AUGUUUUAUACACAUGCAAUAUUAACUAAACGUGGUCCAUUAGCUCGUCUUUGGCUUGCUGCACAUUGGGAUAAAAAAUUAACUAAAGCACAAAUCUUUGAAACGGAUAUUCGUCUUAGUUGCGAAUCAAUUCUUGAACCAUGUUUAAAAUUAGCAUUACGUACAAAAGGUCAUUUAUUACUUGGUGUUGUACGUAUAUAUUCUCGUAAAACAAAAUAUUUAUUAGCCGAUUGUAAUGAAGCAUUUAUUAAAAUUAAAAUGGCUUUUCGACCGGGUAUUGUUGGAAUUGACGGAUCAACAAAUCAUCAUGUAGGUCAAGAUUCUGAUACACGUGAAGUUUCAAUUGCUGCUAUAACAUUACCGGAAAAUUUUCAUGAUUUUGAUUUAAUUGAUCUUAAUAUUGAUUAUAUUGAUGAUCCAUCUCGAUUUCAAAUGCAUCAAGCACGUGCAGAAGAAAUUACACUUAAAGAAGAUUUUAUUAGCGUACCUAUGCCACUUGAUGAUGAUUUUGGCGAUGCAAAUGGUCUUGAUGAACCUGAAUUCUUUCGUAAACUUCAACCAUCACUUCAUUUUAAUGGACAAAAUUCAAAUAUCGAUAUUGAUACUACAAUUAUGCGUAAAGAUCAAAAUAUAAGUCGACCACUUGGUGAUGAUCCAUUUGCAUUAGAUGGUUUUGGCGAUUUCACCGCUCCAGCUUCGGUCAUUGGUAUUGGUGGUGAUAAUUCAAAUCUUUCAAAUGAAAGAGAUCAAUAUGAUCAUGUUAUGUCACCAUUCCAUCAAGAUGAAAAUGCACCAGGUUUACCAACACUUGAUGAUGAUCAUCAAGCACCAGCUAAUGAACAAAAUCAAGAUAAUCCUAUGGAUAUGGAAGCAGCACAUAUUCCAGGUGUUGAUGAUACAACACUUUUAUCAAAUGUUUCCGAUGAAUUUGUUUUACCACCUAUUUCAGCAGCAGCACAAACACCAGCGGCUCGACAAGCAGUUAAACGUAAACGAAAAUUAGUUAUAGAUGAAUUAAAAGAAAUUGAUAGUGGAUCAAUGAAAACACAAUUAAGUGAUACAACAGAUAUUGUUGGUGUACUUGAAUUAGCACCACCAACACGUCGUUUAAUGCAUUUGAAAGAAACCGGUGGUAUUGAAAAAUUAUUUUCAUUUAGUGCAACAUCAAUUUUUUCUAAAACAUUACAACAAUUAAUAACACGUAAUAUGGUAACAAAACCAUUAGAUCAAAUGCCACCGGAUAAUUAUCAAAUUCAACAUGAUCUUGCUAUGGAACAACUUGAACGUGAAAGAGAUGAUUCAUCAAUUGAACAAAUGCGUGCUACACAUCAUCAUUAUCUUGAAGUAUUAGGUCAUGAUCCAUCAUUAAUAGGUACUGAUGGUUUAUCACCUAAUCGUUCAAAAAAACGUGGUUUAUCACCUGGUAUGGAUGAUGAUAAUUUUGAUAAACGUCAACGUUCAGAUUCAUUAUUUUUACCACCAAUGACAACAUCAAUGGAUAAUCUUAUGGAUGUUAUACCAGGACCAAUGUCACCAACACGUAAAAGUGGACGAAAAGUUCAUGAACUUAAUCAAUUACCACCAUCACCAUCACGUACAUCAGGCAAUAUGAGACGUAAAAAAGGUAUGGGACAUUUAACAAAAGAAAAUCAAGAAGAACAAGAUGAUGAAGAUGAAGAACAUGGACAAACAACAACAGCACAAGAAGAUUUUGAAUCAGGUAAAAAAUUAAAUCGUCGUGCUAAAAUUAUGCUUAAUGCAUUUGAACGUGCCUUUGAUACUGCUGAUGCACUUUCAUUUCAUGAUCAUUUAUCAUCGGGUAAUCCAAAUUAUCAUACAAGAAAAUUAACAGCACAAAAAUUUUAUACAUUAUUGGUACUUAAAAAACUUCAAGCUAUUGAUGUUGAACAAACUGAAGCAUUUGGAGAUAUUGCUGUUACACCUGGUGUUAAUUUUCAUCAAUAUAUAACAAGUGGUGGUAGAUAA